Nomia melanderi (Alkali bee) is the source of this 954-nucleotide messenger RNA. RefSeq names its product NADH dehydrogenase [ubiquinone] 1 alpha subcomplex assembly factor 4. Lineage: Eukaryota; Metazoa; Arthropoda; Insecta; Hymenoptera; Halictidae. Gene Ontology annotation, biological process: mitochondrial respiratory chain complex I assembly. Gene Ontology annotation, cellular component: mitochondrion. The record is from RefSeq and is a predicted model, not a curated record.
GUUGGUAUUACUAGUCAAGUAUAGAGAUGGCACUAAAAAGAGGUGUAGGUUAUGUGACAUUAACCUAUUCAUUGUGUAUACACGUUUAAAAAUUUUACUACUCUGUCAAUUUACUGUUUAGCAGAUAGUAUAUUUUGUGUCGCAAUUCUGAAUAUUGUAGAUUCAUUAAUUCCUUCUUAGGCAGCAAAGUGUGAUGUGAAUUGUACGUUGUAAUUUAGUAUUAUUUUUUAAUGUUUAAAAAUUAAAAUGGGGAAAAAGUCGCCAAAUAUAUGGAAGGGGGCAUUAUCGUACAUAUAUUCACGUUUAACUCGACCAUUUCGUAAUUUUAAUAUUACGAAUCGAACAAGCAAGGUUUUAUCAAAAGAUAAACCCGAUGCUGCACCUCAAUAUCCUACAGUAGUUAAACAAAAAGAAUUAGUAAAUAAAAUGUACCCAAAUUUCAUGGAAAACCAUUACAAAAAGGAUAUGCAAUUAGAUGAUUAUUUAAAGAAAGUUUAUGUCACAUCUAAAGAUUCUAUGAAAGUAACAGAGGAAUCUGGUUCAAGUAAGUUAUUACCCCAAAGAAGAUAUAAUCUAAGGGAAGCUGAGUUUCCUUAUGAAAACAUUGGUCGGAUUCCUGAAGGUAAAUGUUCCCUGCAAGAUGCUUUAUAUUUUAUACACAUGCAUAGUGACGAUCCUAAUAAAUAUACUGUAGAACAAAUAGCUACUGAAUACAAGCUAGAUAAACAGGUAGUAGAAAAUAUUUUGAAAUAUUUUGUGAUUCCUAUUUCAUUGAGUACAAUAUUUGAAGAAGAUCAAACAUCUGACCCUCCGCUAUUAAAAGAAAAGUAAUUAUAUUGUAAUUUAUUGUAUAUUUCAUUUAAGUGUUGUAUAGAUAAUUGAAUAAUUAUGUAACGAAUAAAUAAAUUAUACGUAUUUACAAAAAAAUAUAAUUACACAAAUGAUCGCAUGACA